Molecule: messenger RNA, 8162 nt
Organism: Phyllostomus discolor (pale spear-nosed bat)
Lineage: Eukaryota; Metazoa; Chordata; Mammalia; Chiroptera; Phyllostomidae
Gene: AMOTL1
Product: angiomotin like 1
Exons: 17
Coding region: 294-3254 (986 amino acids)
Biological process (GO): actin cytoskeleton organization; establishment of cell polarity involved in ameboidal cell migration; regulation of cell migration
Cellular component (GO): cytoplasmic vesicle; bicellular tight junction; plasma membrane
Source: RefSeq, a predicted model, not a curated record
CAGCAAAUCCAGGCUGAUAUCACCGUCAUGGACAGAUCAAGGAGAACAAGCACAAAACCAAGUUGGAGCGGCCCAUAGCUCUUAUUGAAAGCUAAGAGAAAACCUUCCUGGAGGGAGGAGAUUCCAUGUACUACAGGCAGGGCUCUGCCAAGGAGCAAGCAGUCCAGAUUUGUCCUGUGAGUCCCUGUCGCUUCUGUUAGAACUUGGAGUUUUUUCUACUGCCCAUCACGAGGACCUUCUCUCAGGAGAUAUCAUUUGAUGUAAGAACUGCACAUACAAGGGACUUGCUGAACAUGGACCUCAGUGAAACAUGGCCUUUGGAGGAAGGAACCUGGUUGUCUCAUGCUGGAAUUCAUCAUUUUGCCAACACCAGAGCGGACAGUGAGUUUGUGGAAGCCUCUCCCGCGCCCUACAGCUCGGAGGAGUUAGGUCCCCCUCCUGCUUGUUACAGUCCCAGUAGUCCUGGCCAGAUUCUAGAAGAGCCUAACUUCUUUUUCCCAGAUUUUCCGCUCUAUGCUGGGAGGCAUGAAGCGCCUGCUUUGACGGUGGAGCCAAACGGUGCCAUCAGGGAAAAAGUUGUUGAGGAUCCUCUUUGUAACUUCCACUCCCCGAACUUCCUGAGGAUCUCAGAGGUGGAAAUGAGAGGUUCCGAGGAUGCGGCAGCUGGAACAGUAUUGCAGCGGCUGAUCCAGGAACAACUGCGGUAUGGCACCCCGACCGAGAACAUGAACUUGCUGGCCAUUCAGCACCAGGCCACAGGGAGUGCAGGACCAGUCCACCCUACAAACAACUUUUCUUCCACGGAAAACCUCACUCAAGAAGACCCACAAAUGGUCUACCAGUCGGCACGCCAGGAACCGCAGGGUCAAGAACACCAGGUGGACAAUACGGUGAUGGAGAAACAGGUCCGGUCCACACAGCCUCAGCAGAACAACGAGGAACUGCCCACUUAUGAGGAGGCCAAAGCACAGUCCCAGUUCUUUAGGGGGCAGCAGCAGCAGCAACAGCAGCAGCAGGGGGCUGUAGGUCAUGGUUACUACAUGGCGGGAGGCACCAGCCAGAAGUCCCGGACUGAGGGGAGGCCCACGGUGAACCGUGCCAACAGUGGGCAGGCACACAAGGAUGAGGCACUGAAAGAACUGAAGCAGGGCCAUGUCCGCUCUCUCAGUGAAAGAAUCAUGCAGUUGUCAUUGGAGAGGAAUGGUGCUAAGCAGCACCUCCCUGGCUCUGGGAGUGGCAAGGGCUUCAAGGCAGGAGGGGGACCCUCCCCAGCCCAGCCUGCAGGUAAAGUGCUGGACCCUCGGGGCCCUCCACCUGAGUACCCCUUCAAGACCAAGCAAAUGAUGUCCCCGGUCAGCAAGACCCAGGAGCAUGGACUUUACUACAGCGACCAGCACCCUGGUAUGCUCCACGAGAUGGUCAAGCCGUACCCUGCUCCUCAGCCUGCGAGAACAGAAGUGGCCGUCCUGAGGUACCAGCCACCCCCAGAGUACGGGGUGACGAGCCGCCCAUGCCAACUUCCUUUCCCGUCAACGGUGCAGCAGCACAGCCCGAUGUCCUCCCAGAACUCCUCCGUCAGCGGGCCCCUGCACUCCACUUCCUUGCCACUCCCACUCCCAGUGACCCUGGCAGCGCCCCAGCCCCCGCCUGCUGCCUCCCCCAGCCAGCAGCUUGGUCCAGAUGCGUUUGCGAUUGUGGAACGAGCCCAGCAGAUGGUGGAGAUACUGACAGAGGAGAACCGGGCGCUUCACCAGGAACUUCAGGGUUACUAUGACAAUGCUGACAAGCUCCACAAGUUUGAAAAAGAACUUCAGAGAAUUUCAGAAGCCUAUGAGAGUCUGGUCAAGUCUACCACCAAGCGAGAGUCACUGGACAAGGCAAUGAGAAACAAACUGGAGGGCGAGAUUCGAAGACUUCAUGAUUUCAACAGAGACCUCCGAGAUCGCCUAGAGACUGCCCACAGGCAGCUGUCCAGCAGGGAGUAUGACGAGCACGAGGACAGAGCCGUGGAGGGCCUCUAUGCUUCCCAAAAUAAAGAGUUCUUAAAGGAAAAGGAGAAGUUAGAAAUGGAGUUAGCGGCAGUGAGGACUGCAAGCGAGGACCACCGGAGACACAUUGAAAUCCUGGACCAGGCUCUGAGCAAUGCCCAGGCCCGGGUCAUCAAGCUGGAAGAGGAGUUACGAGAGAAGCAAGCCUAUGUCGAGAAAGUUGAGAAGCUGCAGCAGGCUCUGACCCAACUGCAGUCUGCCUGUGAGAAGCGAGAACAGAUGGAGCGGAGACUUCGGACCUGGCUGGAGAGAGAGCUGGACGCCCUGAGAACCCAGCAGAAACAUGGAAACAGCUCGCCAGCCAGCAUGCUGGAAUACAAUGCCCCAGCCCUUAUGGAACUCGUGAGGGAGAAGGAGGAGCGGAUCCUGGCCCUGGAGGCUGACAUGACCAAGUGGGAGCAGAAGUAUCUGGAGGAGAGCACCAUCCGGCACUUUGCCAUGAACGCCGCAGCCACUGCGGCCGCUGAGAGGGACACCACGAUCAUCAACCACUCGAGGAGCGGCAGCUACGGCGAGGGCUCACUGGAGGCCCACAUCUGGCAGGAGGAGGAGGAGGUGGUGCAGGCCACCAGGAGGUGUCAGGACAUGGAGUACACCAUUAAGAACCUCCACGCCAAAAUCAUAGAGAAGGACGCCAUGAUUAAGGUCCUUCAGCAGCGAUCUCGUAAAGAUGCCGGCAAGACGGACUCCUCGAGCCUGCGGCCGGCCCGCUCCGUCCCUUCCAUUGCUGCAGCCACGGGGACCCACUCCCGCCAGACCUCUCUCACUAGCAGCCAGUUAGCUGAGGAGAAGAAGGAAGAAAGGACCUGGAAGGGAAGCAUAGGGCUGCUGCUGGGGAAGGAGAACCAUGAACACGCUUCCGCCCCUGUACUGCCCGCCCCGCCUGCCUCGGCACUGUCCCCCACAGUGCCCACCACAUCGGCCAGCAGCGCCCAUGCUAAGACGGGCAGCAAAGACAGCAGCACCCAGACGGACAAGAGCACUGAACUCUUCUGGCCCAACAUGGCCUCCUUGCCCAACCGCGGCAGACUGGGCGUGACCCCUUCCAACAGCCCGGUCCUGAAACACCCAGCGGCCAAAGGGACAGCAGAGAAACUGGAGAACUCUCCUGGCCAUGGGAAGUCACCUGACCACAAAGGCCGCGGCAGCAGCCUGCUGCACAAGCCCGAGUUCCCCGACGGGGAGAUGAUGGAAGUCCUCAUCUGAUGCUGGCGUCCCUGUUGAGUUCAGGAACUGACGUUGAGAAGCAAACAAAGAAUGUGGCAAAGAGGGAGCAGAAUGAUCAGGAAGGUUGUUGAUGGACAAUCAGGAAUGAUUGGAACUGAUAAAGAUGUCAGAUUAGUGAGAACACUUUUUAUAAAUGUUAAAAAAUCGGGAGACCUACCUGACUGAAGAUGAAGAGAAUGCUGUGGACUUUUAUUGAGUGUGGUGGAAGAGAGACGGUGCAUGUAGGUUUGGAAACAAGAAAUGGGAAAUAGAAUCUUCAUUGUACAGAAAAUGUAUCUCAUGGGGAGGGUCUGUGUACACCCAUUUUCUGGUUAUAAAUGGAUAAACCUGAACGUGAAUCUUCCUUGGAAUACCCCCAUUCUCCUUGCCUUUUAGCAUCUUUUGGUUUCAGAAGAACCUCCUGGAAACCCCUGGGAGCCCAUCUGGGCAUCAGUGUAAUAUCACCUGUGCCCUCCGCGGGGUGUCCUGGGAAUGUGUGUGUGUGUGUGACACGAGCUGGAGGCCACUGGGCGACAGGGCGUCUGGAACAUGGUCCUCACCGAAUCACCUGCCUGGCUUGGGUUUUGCAGGAGAUUAUGGGUCUGCUUAGCUUUUGUGGACUCGGCCGUGCUUCGUAAACCGAGCAAGAGCAUCAUGGUCUUGGUGCUCAUCCUUCCCAGCUUCCCUGACUUCAUCCCUGUUUUUGCUUCACUUUCUUUCGUUUCACUCUUUCUUCCUUUCACUGUUUUCUAAACUUUAAAAUGAGACAUGGCAGAAGAGGUCCAUAUUUAUCAGAGCGGUGUCUGAUGUGUCUCCGUCCUGCUGUGUUCCGCAGUGACAGGUGGGACAGAGCCGGAGGCUGGCUUCCUGGCUGCUCCCUGGGCCGCGGCUGCUCACGCCGCGCUGACUGCACUGGGGCGGCUGUGGCGAGGCUGUGGUGAGGCAGGAGACCUGUGGCCACUGUGACAUCUUGCAUUAAGGUCAUGGCCCUGGCUUUUUUCUCUCCCACAUGAGCUUUUGCAUGGGGCUGGGUACUUGCACCCCAUCACUCUGUGGGGGUAAGACUUUCAGGACAGCACCCCAGGAAGCAAAUGGUGCUGGACUUGGUGGCGCCCAGAAUCUCACCAGGCACCUGGUAUGCUUUCUAGAGUUGUGGUUCUGGAGCACGUUCCACACUCUCCCCGCCCCUCACACUGCCCUGGUCGCUGUUGACUAACACGCAGACUUUCGUCACCGUCAGCGCAUGUGUGUUCAGUUUUCUCCAUCGUGAACUUGCUUUGGAACCUAACAGGCAGUUAUAUAUGCAGUUUGGUCUGAUUUCUCACGAUUUCAGUUUGGGGCAAGGUUAUCCAAAGUAAGAUGAAAAUAUCAUGUUGAAGAGCCAGGAGUGUGAGUGUGGCGGCGGGCCCCUUGUCCCUGGGCGUGAGGAUUCACAUCUGACUGCUCUGACGAGGGGCCUUCCUUACAAAUCUGGGAGGCGCCCGGUCAGGAAAGAGGUGCAGUGGCCAGGCUGUCAGAAGUUUUUGCAGGGUCCUGCUGUCUCUCGCUCCAGGCCAGCUGGAUGCAUGUUAUCACGGGUCACUUCCUCACCUGCCUUAAGGAAGGAAAGAAAAGCCCUGGCUCCGAAUGAAGCCUCAUCUAAAGGAAGCUUGGGCCUCCACACUGUCCAGGAGGUUUGGCUUAGGGAGCUUAUUUUAGGGUUGGUCUUUAGAGUGUAACCUGGGUGGAGUUAGAGCCUCCCCAAAUUGAGGAGUUUGAAGGAUGACAGAAAGCACUCAAGGGGGAGGGUUAAAACUAGACCUUUGCCCGUGGGGGCCUCAGCUGUGACAAAGUAAGCUGGGACUGACUCUCCUAAGUGGCUCUGUGGUGGGCACUGAGCCUUGUGCUUCACGCUGGUCACCUCUUUUGGUCCCAGGCUAAGUGUUGCUGAGUAUUGUGCAGCCUGGGAAAGCGGAACAGUUCUGCGGCGAGGAGCUCGCUAAAUGCCCGAGGAUGUGGGGAGAGGGCAUAGAGGCCCCACUAGUGAGGAAAAGGUGGCUGUGAUGGGACAGAGGGUCACCAUUCCAAUCUCUGCUUUCAUCACUUCUUAUGGGUGAUGCAGUUCAUUAGGUGGCACCUCCCAUUAAUGUUGGGGUGCACCAGGAAGGAAAGAAAGUAUCUAGAGGUAGGAAGGCAAGUUGCCUCUGCCAGCGCCCCCCCCCCCCCCGCCCAUGUCUGGGCCACCCCAAACUUGGUCUGUCUCCCCUAGAAGUGGGUGAGAGGGAGAUCCGCAGCCCAGCUUCCCCCAGACUUCGCCUCCAUGCUCUAGCUCCCCUCAGUGCCCCCCCACCCCGGCACGGGGCGGCACGUGUGCCUCUGACCCCCUGGGUUGCCAGGCUGUGCUAAUUGUCAGCAAGCACGUACGUCACCAUGUCUCAGUUGUGCUGUGGCCUUUGCCAAUCUCUUUUUUAUUGUAACCUGACAAGACUCUUCCAUAAGAGAGGGGAUCUAUAGCUUUAAAAACUCUGCUUUUAUGGGAGAUUUCCUGCCACGCCAGGGCCCCUGACACUUCACAUUCGUCGCUUUCUUGCUUGCAUGUAGGUAAAAGGGGUUGCCAGUCCUGAGCACCCGCUGUGCAUUCCAGGCAGUUUACAACAGAUGAUCUCAUUUGAUUUUCAGAAGAAAUAAUAGCAGCUCUAGUUUUGAGUGCUGACUGUGUGGUAAGCACCUUUUAAUGAGUCCUCCAGACACCUGGAAGCAGGGGCAAGUUUAUUCUUUAUUCUCCUGUUUCACGGGAGGAAACUGGGGCUCAGGGAGCAAGUCCCUUCCUAGAGUCCCGCACCCAGGAGGAGCCGGGGUCUGAGCCACGGGUUCGGAGGGGAGCUGGGCUGCCUCUGACAGUGCCACGCUCAGCCCGCUCUCUCCCCCAUCUGCGAUGUGCAUGUGCACGCACACAGCUGCCCCACUCUCAGGAGCUAAGAAAUAGGAAUAGGCCCAGAACGCCUCGAAUUGCCCACAAACACCAGGCCUAGGUGGAAUUCUUUGUGUUCCGUUACACACAUGGCCGCAAAACCAUGUACAAAACACUUGUGCAUUGUCCAGAGGCCUGGACUUCUGAAGCUCCUGGUGGCGUCUGACUGGAACUUACAGGUCCUAUCAGUGUGAAGGGCAAAGGCUUUGGCUUUGUGUGGAGACAUGUCAGAGUAAUUCUGCUUCCUUCUUAAAUGUGCUGCCGGGCAGCUUCUGUGUGCUGCCCAGGGACUAGGAGGUGUCUCUGGAUUCCAGCAACUAAUUUCAGUGCCUGUGCAUUUUCUUCUGUUUUUCUUCUGCUUCCCAGAGCUUGGCAGCUAAGGAUGGUGUUGAGUUCAGCCUGUUCUGAGCAGGCAAGCAGGACCGGGCCGCCACACCCCUCCCAGGGCUCUGAUUGGAGGGCAGAGAGUGCUGGGGCCUCCUCUCUUCGGUCCUGCAGGGCUCGCUCUUUGGAGUUCAUGUAUGAACUUUACUGCACGGGGCUUGGAUUGGAUAUGGGAACAGUCGCUCCAAAUGAGUCGUGAACUCAAACAGUUCGGUGGUUGUGUUGCUCCGGGAAGAGGCUGUCAGGACACCCCUGCAGAGAAGCCGGCAGUGCUGUUUGUUCAGCCACCUGUACCCACAGGAGGCAGUGGCUGAUGGGCUGGGGCUUCUCCACGCAGCAGCCCGCGGAGUGCCAGACACUGGCGUGAACACAGGUGUCCGGUGAGGCUGGGCCCCCAGGAGGAGAGAAGACUAGAUUGGGAUUUAGAAAGUUUCCAGGCAGAGAGCUCAUGCACAUCCCGCGGGGAGCUGUGCUGGUCAAAGCGGUGUGCUUCCCAAACCAGAGCCCUGCUCCACAUCUGCACAGGCGCCAGAGGCUCGUGUUCCUGUGCGCUCCCGACGGCCUCACGCUCCUGAGCAAAGGAGCACCGUGGCCACGGUGAGCGGGUGCCCACCAAAGUUGUUAAACGGCAGAGGCUUUAAGUAGCUGGAGAGUAUCCAGCCUGCAGUUGGCUUCUUCACAUCCCUAAACUUGAGGCGGCCUUGGUAUACACUCUAUGAGUGCUGGCCUUCGUGUCUCUUCUCUGCUUAGUUCAUCGGGGUGUCUGAAAUGUCUUCAUUCAGCGUGAGCAGUGUUGAGUGGGUUUGCCUCUCCUGUGUGGCUCCACGGGAGAUGGGCAGAGUAAUUAAGAAGUUACCAGAAGCUGAUCAGCUGGGAGCAUAUUUCUUUUGGAACUAAUUAAUGAGCAAUUUUUUCUCUUCCCUGAAAUAGCAUACCCUUUUCUUGUUUAGUAAUUUAAUGGUAUAUAAAGACGUGUACCUGUAGGCGUACACCUGUGAGGUAGGGCUAUGAGGCUGUGUAUGGGGUUGCUUUUCUGAAGCCCCAGGAGAUCCACGUGUUUCAUCUCACCCCACUCCCUCGAGAGGGGGCCCCGUGGGAGACUCCACACUGAUCCCUGCAGGGCUGCCCGGGUGCAGUGUGCACAAACACCUCUAUUGGCAGGGACUGCGGAGCCUCGCAUGUGCGUUUGAUUAUUCUUAGACAUGAGAAAUCUUUGUCCUUGAAGAGGGACUUAAGUGUGGAAAUAAUCCCAAGUCAUUCUCUCAGUUGGCUAAAUAAAGAUGUGUGAUGAGGUCACCCCAUUUUAGCUUAAGAAAAACCCCCGAAGAUGUUCCUUGGAGUGAGUCUUUGCCCUCCAGGAGCCUCUCGAAGUGACCGCUUCUGAGAGGGACAGUCUUCAUAAGUACGUGUAACUUCUAGGGGAUUCACUUUUAAAAUCUGUUCUCACGCCAUGUCUUGUAUGUGUCAACAUCUCUGCACACACCCGGUGUAAGUGUGUAUGCACUAGUGCACCCCUCCCGCAGGCAGCCUGUAAAGCCGUGCUAUGCUUAGUGCAUGUUAUAGUCGUGUUAUGC